Molecule: messenger RNA, 2627 nt
Organism: Rhineura floridana
Lineage: Eukaryota; Metazoa; Chordata; Lepidosauria; Squamata; Rhineuridae
Gene: ACTR2
Product: actin related protein 2
Exons: 9
Coding region: 186-1370 (394 amino acids)
Biological process (GO): Arp2/3 complex-mediated actin nucleation
Cellular component (GO): Arp2/3 protein complex; actin cortical patch
Molecular function (GO): actin filament binding
Source: RefSeq, a predicted model, not a curated record
GCGGGGGUGGAGCCUGCUGCGGGUCACGGAGGCGGGUCCUGCGCGGGCGGGGUCGCUGGCUGUUUCCUUUUGCUUCCCUUCCGGGGCGGUGUAAGCGAGGAGAGGCCUGGUGGAGCCAGAGGAGGGCAGCGCCGCACUCGCCACCCGUUGCUUCGGACAUCCGCGCGGCCCUCCGGGACAGGACCAUGGACACGCUGGGCAGGAAAGUGGUCGUUUGCGACAACGGCACCGGGUUUGUGAAAUGUGGGUACGCAGGAUCCAAUUUUCCAGAACACAUCUUCCCAGCUUUAGUUGGAAGACCAAUUAUUCGCUCAACUGCCAAAGUGGGAAAUAUUGAAAUCAAGGAUCUUAUGGUUGGCGAUGAAGCAAGUGAGCUGAGGUCAAUGUUGGAAGUUAACUACCCCAUGGAGAAUGGCAUUGUCCGGAACUGGGAUGAUAUGAAACAUCUUUGGGACUACACCUUUGGACCAGAAAAACUUAACAUUGACACAAAAAACUGUAAAAUACUUCUCACAGAACCGCCUAUGAAUCCAACAAAGAACAGGGAGAAGAUUGUGGAGGUGAUGUUUGAAACCUACCAGUUUUCCGGGGUCUAUGUAGCCAUUCAAGCAGUUCUCACUCUGUAUGCACAAGGUUUACUGACUGGUGUUGUUGUGGAUUCUGGAGAUGGUGUUACUCACAUUUGUCCAGUCUAUGAAGGCUUUUCUCUUCCUCAUCUCACCAGAAGACUAGAUAUUGCUGGUAGAGAUAUUACCAGAUACCUCAUCAAGCUGCUUUUACUACGAGGAUAUGCCUUCAACCAUUCCGCUGAUUUUGAGACAGUUCGUAUGAUUAAAGAAAAGCUCUGCUAUGUGGGCUACAACAUUGAGCAGGAGCAGAAACUGGCCUUGGAAACUACUGUGUUAGUUGAGUCCUACACGCUCCCAGAUGGCAGAAUUAUUAAAGUUGGUGGUGAAAGGUUUGAGGCACCAGAAGCUCUGUUCCAGCCUCACUUGAUCAAUGUGGAGGGAGUUGGUGUUGCUGAGUUGCUGUUCAACACCAUCCAAGCUGCUGAUAUUGACACCAGGUCUGAGUUCUAUAAGCACAUUGUGUUAUCUGGAGGUUCCACUAUGUACCCAGGGCUGCCUUCACGACUGGAACGUGAACUUAAACAACUUUACCUGGAACGGGUCCUGAAAGGUGAUGUGGAGAAACUUUCAAAAUUUAAGAUUCGUAUUGAAGAUCCACCUCGUCGAAAGCACAUGGUAUUCCUAGGAGGUGCAGUUCUAGCAGACAUCAUGAAAGACAAAGACAACUUCUGGAUGACCAGACAAGAAUACCAAGAGAAGGGAGUGCGUGUGCUUGAGAAGCUUGGUGUGACUGUUAGAUAGACUCCAAAGCUUACUCCCAUCAUAGCUCCAUUGCUCGCAUUCCUUUAUUGCCAAUCUUUGAACUCAUUCAGCUACGUGACAUUGAAAGGCCUUUCUGUGCCCUCUGACCCAAGGGCCAGGUUCUGGUUCCUUUUGUUAGUUAUUUUAUAAUGUGGCUAUUUUUGACUACUUAAUUGGACCACUUCUCUGCAAACAAAACAAGGGCAAGAGUGGCCUGUCAGCCACAUUGUUCCUUCCCAGUAGGCAGUUGGGUAAUUCCAGUAGUUUUUCUUGGUUUAUUGCUAUAAUGCUGUUGGCAUUUGUCUGUAGCUCAUCAUGGAUGGAACUCUGUUAGCAUGAGAGAACCUUUGGACAACAGCUCUUGUAAUGGUUGUAGUGGUUUAUCUUUGCAUCCUUCUGCCUUUAUCCUAUGCUGUCCGUUGUCUAUAUAUCGUAAGAACUCUGAAAUCAGUGUCUUUACAUCUUGCUUUAAGAACUCUGAAAUUGGGUCAAACUGCAAACUAUUUUGGGUUCCAAAAACAUAAGGCACCUGAAAUUAAGUCACAUGGAAAUUGACCAUGAAUCCUUUAACUAGAUGGCAAAGUUAUGGGGACACUUUUUAUAUUGCAUUUCCUAAAAAAGCAGCAAUUUGUGUGGUUGUUGCAAAUUUAUUAUCCAAACCUCUUGCAUUUUUCUCUCUCAAAUGUAUUUUUCCAGCUUUAUGAAUAUGGCACUAGAUAGUUGUUUUCUCCUAUGGAAUGCGCACAGAAGUUCUUCCAAUAUUUUUUUCCUUUUUUGUUUCGGUACCAUGAUAUCGUCUUUCAUUACCAUUGGGCUUAAAAGUUUUUUUUAAUAAUAAUAAAAAGGGGCAAGAUUGGAAUGUCAUCUGGGACUGGAUUCCCAGAUAUAAUUAUUGAAAGUAAUAUGUUAAAAAAAAGUCUGAACUUUAAUUACUGGUACAAAACUACAAAAAGCUGAAUUGUAUUAAAUUUGAACACAUAGAAACUCAGUGCCAAGUAAUUACUGCUUUUUAAAAAAUAUAUAAUUGUUAAAUGUUAUUUAAAAUCACCCAGAUAUUUAUAUAUGGAACUGUGAGUAGGUUGUGAAGAAUGACCUAUAUUUGUAGCGGUUUAAAAAAAAUCUUGGAAUGUUGGCCUUGUAGUUAACUGGUAAAUAUGCAAAAUUUACCUGUCUAAUCUUGACUCUGGGACAAAAUGAAAUAAAAUUUGAAUAUUUGAAAUACUGUUUCAUUAAAGACAAAUGUGCCAUUGAAAAAAA